Molecule: messenger RNA, 2403 nt
Organism: Drosophila ficusphila
Lineage: Eukaryota; Metazoa; Arthropoda; Insecta; Diptera; Drosophilidae
Gene: Cipc
Exons: 3
Coding region: 449-1255 (268 amino acids)
Source: RefSeq, a predicted model, not a curated record
UCGAGGCGUUCGGAACACGGGUAGAAAACGGGAAAAGCGACGAAAGCUUCGAACACGAGCGUAUACGUAUUUUUCGCAUUCACAAUCGCGUAUUCGCAUAUCCGUGUUUGCUGUUUGCCAGCGCGUGUGUACCACUGUGUGUGUGAGUGGGUGUAGUUGUGUUGGUGCGACGGCCACACGCGCAACGAAAGCGAAAGUUUUGUUUGGCGCGCGUGUUGCCAUUGGCGUCUGCGAAUUUGCCUCCACCUAGAAUAGAUUAAAAGCGUGUGAAAACAAAUAAAAAAAUCAAGUAAAAAAAUAAGAUAAUGCUCAUUAUUCCCAAUGAGGCUGCAUUAAAUUAAGGGAAUCUAGAGCGGAAGAAACACGACAUCAACAUCAUUCCUGCAAAUACCCGUGUGAACACACGCUGCCAAAAAAAAACAACAACAACAAAAGACGAACCAAAAAGAUGGCGCCCACCAUAUGUUCGGAGAAGAAGCAGUUGCGCGAAACGAGGCGACAUCAUGGCGUGGCCACAGCCGCCAUUUCAUCCUCCACCGCUGCCACCGCAUCCUCCAGUUCCUCCUCCUCGUCAUCAACCGCAGGAUCCACAUCUGCAGCUGCCGCCACACAAGCCAGUUCGGUGCUUAACUUUGUGGCCAAGGGUUCGAUGAACUCGUCGAGUCGUCGACGCGCGGUGAGAUUUCAAAGGAAACCGCCGCAUGUCCUGACCCGAGGGGUGUCCUCCUCCACGGACACGAGCAGCGGGGUGGAGACGGAGAUGGAGAUGGAGGGGGACUCCGGGCAGGGGAUGCAGCUGGAGGGGAACAGCUACUCGGAUGACAGGAUCCAAUUUCUGCCGCAACAGCCACAUUCCAGCAGCGAUGACAACAUCAAGACAGUAUUACAGCCGACAUCGGCCAGUGGAUAUAGUAGCAAACACAAUCGAUCGGCGGGGGCCAAAAACUGUGAUCAGGAUCAGGUGCCAAACCAGGUGAGCGUCGACGACGGCGACAGUGGGUACGAGUACAGUCAGGAUCCGGUAAAGGAGCAACACCUUUACCACCAAAACAGCGAGGGUCUUCUGUCCAUUGCCAUCAAGACCAUCAAGCUGGUGCAGCGCAACAAGCUGCUUCAGAAGCGACUGGCCCAGCUCCAGCUGGAGACCUCGGAGUUCAUUGCCUCGGUGCUGGCCAACCCGGAGAACCGCCACUUCCGGGAGAAAAUCUCGCCCAAGGCGGAGGCCAAGGUCAGCAACAUGCUGCUCCGCCACUGAACGGCCGAUUUUCUUUUUGAUCUGGAAAAACCGAAACAAAAGUUACCCUUUCCUGGACGUGGGAGAGUGUUGAAAUUUGAAACCGAAAUGCAGUUUUUAGGGAAUAUUAUUUACCUAGAGAUGGAAUACAUUCAGCACAAGCUAGUUAGCAACAUGUUGCAGCAACAUUGAAAGACCGUAAAAUAAUAUUGCCUACUUAUGGGCUGCGCAGGCAAAAUGCCUCACAAAAUGGAAAAUUUAGGUAAAACCAUAUCGAAAUAUAACAUAUAUUUUUUAAAUUAUGUAUCCGCCCGAACUUCUAGUUGGUAAUGCAACUUAAUUACCUUCCCAAAAUUCCACAACAUAAAUUUUGUUAAUUUAUUAUUAGCAAAAACAUUUCCAACUGAAAUUUAGGCUAAAAUAUAUUUUUAUUUUAUUUAUUUAAAUAUUAUACCCAUUUUUUAUACAAGUAAUAAAUUAUCAAAAAUUUAAAUUUCCAUCACAAAAAAGGUAAACACAUUUUUUCCACGCCCAGAGAAACCAUUUUUAGGGAACUUUGUUUCGGAAAAUUCGUACUGAUUAACUUUAUGAAAAAUGCAUCAAAGCUUAACAAUUUAAAUAUACAACAUACAUACAAAAUCGCUAUGCUAACAUUUACAAAAGAAAACAUAUUUAUAUAAAUCCAAAAGUCCAAAAGUGUAUCUGUAGUCGUUAAGUAUAAUACAUUUUAUGUUUUACAGUUUCUACACUCAAGAAUUAAUUUAUAAUAAAUCUAACUACUACAUAUAUCUAGAUAAACAAACCAGGCAUAAUCAAUGAAACCCUACGACGCUUUUCGCUUUAUACAACAAAUAGUUAUAGUGUAACUUGAUUGACAUGCAAAGCAAUUGGUUUAAAAAAAAAUACGUAAAUCAUUUCGGUCUGAAGUAAUGAAACCGAAAACUUUUAAUAAAUAUGCCUAAGUAUCUAUGAACUAUCAAAAUGCUACUAAGCAAAGCAAAUCAAAGCAAAACCAAAAUGUAAUUACCCUCAAAAACAAAUCUUUCCAAUUCUAAAACUUUUAAUCAACUCAACGUAACUGGCAUUUCCACAAAUUAAAAAAAAAAAUAUCAACUCAUAAAAUCCACCACAAAAGAUUUCAUCAAUAAAAUUAAUAAGGAUUAAACAUA